AUGUGUUCGGAGACUUUAAUACAGGAUUACCACAACCGGGCCGGUGAUGGCGGUGGCCAUCAUGUGCUACACCAUCACAACACGAGCAAUGGUGGGAACCAUUUGGCCAUAUAUUCAUCGCAACACCCGAUGAUGAGCAACGGUGUGGGCGGAGGCGGCGGUGCCAACAGCCCUAUGAACACCAUGAAUACGAUGGGCGGCGAGUCCAACAUCUAUAUGGAGCCAUCGCUGGCCAACGGCGGUAACAACACAUACCAGUGCCCGACCGACAACCACUACAACACGUUGACCUCCCAUUACAAUCAUUGCCAAUCGCCGCAACCGCCGGGACUGCCCACAGCGCCGGCCGCUACAGUCAACGGUACGACACCGGGUGUAGGAUCGGUGCCGGCGUCGCCCCACUCGUCCCAAUCGCCGCCAACCCCUCCCUCUACUAACGGUCCACUUCUGCCCCCAUAUCUGACCGACUCGUUGUCAUCGCAUUCACAUCACAAUCAUCACCACAACAAUCACUGUCACACAUCUAAUGACCAGCAAAUACCUCAACAACCAUACUAUCAUCACCUCCACGACCAGCUCUUCGCGCAGACCGAAGAGUUUCUGCCGCUUUGCGACCUACUCUUCAAUAUCAUAUCAUUGGCCGCGUAUUUCUGUGACGUUGUCUUCGAUGCGAUCACCGCAUAUACUCUAUACCUCGAACAGGACUUCCAGUGGCUGUCAGUGACAGCGGGACUCAUACUGUUCUCAGCACUGGUCAGUCAAGCGCUGUCCUAUCGAUGGUAUCGUCGCAAACGUCGUGGCAAACAGUUGUCCGGCGGCGGCAACAGUGUUACCGGCGAUGACGACGAGUCUCACUGUCAAAGCGUAAGCGUAUUCACUGUCCACCUGUUCCUGUGCGGAGUGCUCUGGCGUUACUUCAAACUCUUCAUACCCGUCGACUUGUCGUCCGUGAAACACGAGGUCCGAGACCUGUGUCUUCUACGUAUGGUUCACGCCUUCUGUGAGGCGGCGCCGAUGCUUACCAUUCAAGUCUACUUAUUAUGGGUGAAGACACCGACGAAUGACCAGAACUCGGACCUCCACUACAUAUCGAUAUUCCUGUCGCUAUUCAGCCUGUGCUGGGCAUUGGCCUCAUUCAGUAAGAAUGUACGCCAGCAUAACAUCCAUAAACUGGUGCUCACGUGGUUAGGAGUCAUCUUCCAGUUCUUCUGGCGAUUGGGAACUAUUGGUUCCCGAGUGAUCGCACUCACCGUUUACGCCACUUUCUACGGCCACUGGAUCUUCGCGGUGAUCAUUCUUCACUGGUUUUCGAUGUUCUUAUGGCUGUUGUCGCCGAAGAAUCUCUUCUACGGCGAACAGAUGUCGUCGUUGAGACGGAUGUGCUAUUCAUCGCUCAUCGCAUGGGUUUACAUAUUCUGCUACAUUAAUAUGCAAGAGGACAAUUCCCGGAACCGAAUGAUUGCCUUCUAUUCGACAAUGUUUUUGGAAAAUUCCCUUUUGUUGGGAAUCUGUCUAACGCUGAGCGGAAACGACCCGUCUGUCGGCCCUCUGUUCACAUCCGCCAUGAAGUCGAUGUCCGUUGGCAUAGGU
Molecule: messenger RNA, 1590 nt
Organism: Medioppia subpectinata
Lineage: Eukaryota; Metazoa; Arthropoda; Arachnida; Sarcoptiformes; Oppiidae
Source: the annotation of a GenBank genome assembly